GCGGCGACCAUGGCGUAUCACGGCCUCACGGUGCCUCUCAUUGUGAUGAGCGUGUUCUGGGGCUUCGUCGGCUUCUUGGUGCCCUGGUUCAUCCCUAAAGGUCCUAACCAGGGAGUUAUCAUUACCAUGUUGGUGACCUGUUCAGUUUGCUGCUAUCUCUUUAUAGAUAACCAGGCCUGUUCCAUUAUAUCUCUUCGUCUACAUACCUGCAUCGGAGAUGCUAGAAAAUCCUGCGCAGCUCAUACCCCAAGCACUGGUUUCCGUUCACCUUUCCUCUCCUACUCCUAA
This is a messenger RNA of Cebus imitator (Panamanian white-faced capuchin), 288 nucleotides long. Its product is annotated as V-type proton ATPase subunit e 1-like. Lineage: Eukaryota; Metazoa; Chordata; Mammalia; Primates; Cebidae. The record is from RefSeq and is a predicted model, not a curated record. Gene Ontology annotation, molecular function: proton-transporting ATPase activity, rotational mechanism. The transcript has 2 exons. The coding region runs from base 10 to 288 and encodes 92 amino acids. Gene Ontology annotation, biological process: proton transmembrane transport. Gene Ontology annotation, cellular component: proton-transporting V-type ATPase, V0 domain.